AUGUCUGACGAGCAAAUUUACAUUGCUGUGGCAGGAACGGACGAUAAAAAAGCCGAGGUCUAUCAGUUCCCAGACGAGAAGCUGGUUUGUGUAGUGCCAAGGAUCGACAUUUCAGAAACAGGCAUGAUCAUGGCUGUCAAACUUGUACACCACCAACCUUCUAACAAUGUCCUGGUGAUCACGGGAUACGAAGCCGGCUUCACAGCCGUACAUCUAUUGCCUCGUAAUUCGACAGGAACACGAAAACCAACCCUGGGCUUGGCUCAAAAUAUCUACCUCAGCCAGCCGCACACGCAGCCCAUAUUGUCCGUCGAUGCACUACCUGAUGGCUCGACUUACUUCACAUCGUCUGCAGAUGCCACCAUCGCUGCGCACCGCAUCCCAGAAUUACCUUAUACUGCUGAUGUUGACUGUGAACCACCAGAAAAUUUAGUCACAAAUGAAUGCAAUUUGGACGACGACGAACGACACAACGCUCCUUUAGCGACUGAUGAGUCGACUGCACAUGGAAAAGCAGCGUUGUUUACCAACGCAUCCCCAGAAGCCGCGACCACGUCUCCGGACUCAUCAUCACCCGCACGAAAUAGUGACACAGAAUCAAUCGAACCACUCUCGUUCCCAAAACUACGCCCGCGCACUGGCAUAGAACCACCACCAGACACUGCGAAACCGCCAGCACGCCCAUCAGGCCUCUCCUCUCUCCUCGCUUCGGCACCCCCACAGCCGGCGCUCACACCCACUGCCAGACCACCACCUGUGACCGUCCAACCUGCGCACAAGAUCAUUAACACCAAGCACGCAGGACAACAGUCCCUCCGCGUCCGCUCCGAUGGCCGACUCCUCGUAACAGGCGGAUGGGACAGCAAGGUGCGCGUCUACAGUAGCAAGACGCUGAAGGAGGUUGCAGUGUUGAAGUGGCAUAAGGAAGGUGUCUACGCGGUUAGUUUUGGAGAGGUGUUAGGAAAAGAGGCUCUUGAGCAGCACGCCGCGGAGCAGAAAGCUGUAGAGAAAGGAACGGAAGUAGCAAAGAGAGAGACGGGACUCGCAAAACUACAGCGACAGAGGGAGGAAGCUCUUCAGCUCAAGCAUUGGGUCGCUGCCGGGGCGAAGGACGGAAAGGUUAGCUUGUGGGAGGUGUUCUGA
This is a messenger RNA of Didymosphaeria variabile, 1143 nucleotides long. RefSeq names its product Astra associated protein 1 Asa1 (gene asa1). The record is from RefSeq and is a predicted model, not a curated record. Lineage: Eukaryota; Fungi; Ascomycota; Dothideomycetes; Pleosporales; Didymosphaeriaceae. The transcript has 2 exons. The coding region runs from base 1 to 1143 and encodes 380 amino acids. Gene Ontology annotation, molecular function: protein binding.